Molecule: messenger RNA, 936 nt
Organism: Penicilliopsis zonata CBS 506.65
Lineage: Eukaryota; Fungi; Ascomycota; Eurotiomycetes; Eurotiales; Aspergillaceae
Exons: 3
Coding region: 1-936 (311 amino acids)
Source: RefSeq, a predicted model, not a curated record
AUGCCUUUCCGGCUAGCUUAUCGCACCAGGUGCGUGUUCCAGCAUGCUGCUGCUGCCGCUGCUGCUGCACCUAGUUCCGUCGGACGCGUUUCUUUGGCCAGCAACGUCCGCCUUCCAAGCUGCACGGUUGGAGAUCACAAGUCAGUGGCAGUUCUCCCCAAGAUCCUAGCCAAUGGUUUCUCGACAACCACCAGUCGCUCGAAAGCCGAGCCCGAUUUUUCCACAACCAAGACUAGAGCAAAGACAACAAGGAGUGCUGCGGGGGAGAAAGCCAAGCCCAAGCCCAAGCCCAAGCCCAAGCCCAAGCCCAAGCCCAAGAAGAAGCAGCCGUCAGAGGCUCAGAUUGAGCGAGAGAGGGUCGCUGCUAUACGCAGGGAGAUGAAGGAGCUCAAGGCAGCCGCGCUGGAACCGCCAAAGAAGUUGCCCAUGUCGUACUUCCCGCUGGCGGUCGUCGAUAAGCUGCCGGAGGCCCGAAAUCUGACCGAGAAUGGCAAGGAGGCCUUCAAGAAGGCGAUUGAGCUUGCGCGAAACAUUUCCCCCGAAGAACGAGAGCGACUUGUUGCUGCUGGAUUGUCCAACAAGGCUGCAAACGCCACUGCCUACAACGAGUGGAUCAAGAGGCAUACGCCGCUCCAGAUCAAGGAAGCCAACGCGGCGCGAGCGCGGCUGAGGAAGAUGGGAGAGAAAGCGGUGCCGCUGACCGACGACCGGCUGGUCAAGCGACUGCGUAACAGCUUCCAGUUCUACAUGCAGGAGAGGAAGGAGAGUGGAGAUUUCCGACACAUGUCUGUGUUGGAUAUCACGUCCCGGGCUGCGGAGGAGUGGAAGGGUCUCACCGCGUCGGAGAAGCAGGAACAAGACCGAGAGCGCUAUUACCGGGAGUACCUGGCCACGUAUGGCAUGGAGCCUCUCUAUGUCAAGGAAGAAAGCGCUUGA